Perkinsus marinus ATCC 50983 is the source of this 888-nucleotide messenger RNA. RefSeq lists its product as hypothetical. The record is from RefSeq and is a predicted model, not a curated record. NCBI's taxonomy places the organism in Eukaryota, Perkinsozoa, Perkinsida, Perkinsidae. The transcript has 13 exons. The coding region runs from base 1 to 888 and encodes 295 amino acids.
AUGCCCAUUCAAACGACUCCAGAAUUCGAUGCGCCAUCCACUGAACAUACACGGCCAGAGUUUCCUGAGGGAGAUCCUACUUUUGCUCCCUAUGCGGCAAUUUAUGACCUGAUGGCUACUAAACGGGACACAGAACCUUCCGAGCUCCCUCCUCAGCAAUCACGAAUCCCUAUCGAUGCGACGGAGAGCUUCCCUAUCAACAGUGAUGUAUUCGAGGGUCGGAUCGUUGUAAUACAUCGUCCUCCUGACCCGAACGGUCCCUUCCCCUACUACGGGUAUAUGGGUAAGAAGCGGAGGCGCUGGGAGCUCCGAUGGCAAGGACGGUUUAAAAGGAAGCCAAGCUCGGCAUUAUUUUUUGGAAUCGAAGCAACACAGCCUCUUCCAGAGCUGGGGUUUGUUGCUAAGUCCGCUAACUACCCCAACUCUGACCCGUCGAAGAACACAUUCUUUACUUUUCCACUAGUCAGUGCUGACACAUGCAUCGUUUCGGAUUUGGAUACACCCCCCGACGAGCUUCCUGACAUCACUGCCGACAAAGCCCUUACAGGAAAAGUGACUCAUGACUACUUAUUUGACACCGAGCACAUCUAUACUUUUUGCUACUUUUCGAUGUACAUCGACUUCGUGACUUGGGAUCUGCGCAACUUACCUGUCGUCAGUGGCACAUCGUUGUGUACGUUCACUGGUUAUCAGCCUAUUCAUGUUAUCGUUAAGGAUCAAGAAGAUGAAUACUUCAUGGAUGUACUUGUAGCGCAUAGGAGCCUCUCUCCAGUGUGGGCAGAUUAUAUUACGCCUGAUGAGUCAACAGCAGCAGAGGUGAUGAAACUGAGGCCGCCUGUCAUUCAUACUCGUAAGAUCCGCUGCAGUGCUAUCCCAAUUGCUCUGUGA